ACACACACGCACACCCACACCCUAUAAAGCCAAGGCAUAAGGAAACACUCAGCCAUAAUAACAUGUGGAACUGUUGAGGGAUGAACGCUAGUGCAACACACUAUAUACUUUUCCACUUAUUCACCCACUCAGGCUAGUGCUUGACACACUGGUUCUUUAAAGAGCAAUCUGCAGAAGGAAUAUGAACUCAUAAUGAUUAAAUCAUCAUGAAGCGGCUGAGUCUAUCAUCACAGGAUUGGUGUAAGACAACGCUGGAUUUCCGCAGAGUGUUGCUGUUCACUAAGUGAAGGACAACAGUUUGUUUUGUGUUGGUGAAUAGAAUUGAGGAGCAACAAGUCGUGUAAAGGUCUGUCCCUGUUUCCGUGUGAGGAAGAGGAAGACCACAGCCCCUCUUGCUGGAAGGCUGCGAAUGUAAGACAGAGCAGGUGACGAUGUCCUUCGCCAUGAUUCACCCGUCUCCUGCCCGUUUCCUUUACUCUGAGAUUAGCACUCUCUCAGAGGAUGAUGAGAACGGCAGCGAAAGCUCAGGAUCUGAAGACAAAUCCUUUCAUCUUUCCACUCCUGGGUACAACGCUAUCAAAGCAGACUCUCGCAAACGGAAGUACGGCUGCAGGCCAUCAGUCGAAGUCACAGAUCUUCACUUGCCAAUCCCAGAGACCCGCCAGCGUAAUGCUGCCAAUGCUCGAGAACGGGACCGCACAAACAGCGUGAACAUGGCUUUUACAGCUCUGAGGACACUCAUACCCACUGAACCGGCUGACAGGAAGCUGUCCAAGAUCGAGACGUUACGGCUGGCCUCCAGCUACAUCUCUCACCUAGAAAAUGUACUAUUGGUGGGAGAAGCAUGUGGAGAUGGGCAACCCUGCCAUAAAAGCACAGGGGCUCUACACAACCAUCUCCAUAAGACUAUAGAUGUGAGUCCAGACUCAGAGAACUCCCAGCCCAGACAGAUCUGCACUUUCUGCCUCAGUAACCAGAGAAGACUGUUGUACGAUCCUUGUCUGGACUUUGAGUUCCUGCCAACUAAUCCUGUCAUCAUCCAGCAGUCAGAAAACAACACUUCUCCAUCUUUACUGGCUUGUGGACUAUUGAACUAA
This is a messenger RNA of Tachysurus vachellii, 1097 nucleotides long. RefSeq names its product scleraxis bHLH transcription factor b (gene scxb). Gene Ontology annotation, molecular function: RNA polymerase II transcription regulatory region sequence-specific DNA binding; protein dimerization activity; DNA-binding transcription factor activity, RNA polymerase II-specific. The transcript is spliced from 2 exons. The record is from RefSeq and is a predicted model, not a curated record. Gene Ontology annotation, biological process: regulation of transcription by RNA polymerase II; developmental process. Bases 432 to 1097 code for a protein of 221 amino acids. Lineage: Eukaryota; Metazoa; Chordata; Actinopteri; Siluriformes; Bagridae.